Physeter macrocephalus (sperm whale) is the source of this 915-nucleotide messenger RNA. RefSeq names its product translocase of inner mitochondrial membrane 13 (gene TIMM13). The coding region runs from base 73 to 360 and encodes 95 amino acids. The transcript is spliced from 3 exons. The record is from RefSeq and is a predicted model, not a curated record. Lineage: Eukaryota; Metazoa; Chordata; Mammalia; Artiodactyla; Physeteridae.
CUGCGGUGUCCGACUUCCGGCGUGGGUGCGGGUGGGCACACGCGGCCGCCGUCCGGUUGACUUUGCGGAGCCAUGGAGGGUGCCUUCGGCUCGGAUUUCGGGAGCUCCGGCGGUGGGAAGCUGGACCCCGGGCUUAUCAUGGAGCAGGUGAAAGUGCAGAUCGCCGUGGCCAACGCGCAAGAGCUGCUGCAGAGGAUGACGGACAAGUGCUUCCGGAAGUGCAUCGGGAAGCCGGGGGGCUCCCUGGACAAUUCGGAGCAGAAGUGCAUCGCCAUGUGCAUGGACCGCUACAUGGACGCCUGGAACACCGUGUCCCGUGCCUAUAACUCGCGGCUGCAGCGGGAACGAGCCAACAUGUGACCGCGACGCGCCAGCAGGCCACCCCCCAGCCUUGCCCCAGACCCGGACCCAUUUCCGUAAAUGCUGUUUGUGAGGCGGGGGCCAGCCUGUGCGUACUGCCUGCCAGAAGUUUAUGAGAAUAAGAUUGGUGCUGGGACAAUUGGGACUCUGCCCGGCCCGUCCGCCUACAUGCACACGUGUUAGUGGGUGUAGCUUGGGUCUUGGGAGGGCCCUGGCCCCGGUGCCACCUCCCCUUGUGCGCCCGUUACCGAAGUAAGUCCUGUAGACCCUGCUGGGGUCGCAGCAGAGUUGACACAGCACGAGUAUUAUUCAGCGACCGAAUAAAUGGAACAGCGGGAGCUAAGUUCACAGCUGAACUUCUCACCCACCUGGCGAGGGGGAUUUGAUUUUAAAGGGAGGAGUGAGGUUAAUGAUGGGGAGGUACACGCAUUAGUCUACUGGGGAAGGGGCAAGGAUUUUUUGAGGGAGUUGUGGGGGACACCGUUUUUAUUCUGUUUUGGUCUUUAUGUAUUGGCCUCUGGUAGGUGUGUCAUUUAAUAUGUUAAUAUAGUAAAA